UUUUUUUUUUCUUUUCCUUUUUUUCCCCCCUCCUUGUGAUUGCAGGGAUGCGCGUGGUGCGGGAUUGGGAGGGAUGCGGGGCGUCGGGCGGGUUUGUGAUUUCCGUCCCGCUUUGUGCAUCUGCCCGGGGCUCCGCGGGUGUCAGAUGAUUUCCUACCGGAAGAGGAUUGGGCCGCAGCUCCUCGCAGUGACUCCUCGGCCCCGGCCCCCGCGCUGGGCGCGGGUCCCCGCAGACCACGGGCGGGGGGAUGGAUGCGGGCCGGGCGCGGGGAAUGCCCUUCCCCGAGAGGGGCGCCUGCCCGGGGCCUUUGUUAAUGGGGCCCGCCGUCCGCACCACUCCUUUUAACGCCGCCUCCGUGGAAAUAAAUAAAAAUGAUCACCUCUAAUGUGCAGCCUGGGCUUGCUUUUCCUACAGGCCACCUGGAAAAAUGCACGGCCUUCCUUUCGCCUUUGGUUAACUCUUCUAGAAGAGGCAUAUAGCAUUGUUCUGAGUGCACAAACCCCGAUCCUUGGGCUGAGCGGAUGGUGACUCCUUUGGAACAGCAAAAUUUUACAUUACACAGAAAACUUCACAGUGUGUAAAAGCAGGAUGCAUCCUUACUGUGUUACCAAACUGAGGAGCUCUCAGCAAGAUCCCGUGUUCUCUCCUGCUGGCUCUUGGGGUGGCCUCUCUGAGGGAUGCUGGGCGCAAAGCUGAGCUCUUGUCCUGUCACAUAUACACCUGCAUUAUUAUUGGUGUGCUUGUUUUUAUUGUAUUUUGAUGUAGCAAAUGGACUUUCCAUUGUACCUGUGGGUUUGCAUAAGUGGAUAUAGGCAUAAUUUCUAAUUUACUCACUUCCAUGAUUUUUCCUCUUGCAGUUCCUCUGAGUCCCUUUCUCCUGACAGUCUGCCCGUUAUGCUGGGAUAUGUGUUUGGUUACCUGAUUUCAAAUGCUUCUUUAACAAGGUAGUUGUGAGGCAGGAGUCCAUCCCAGAUAGAACUGGGUGGUGUCAAAGCCCACAGAACUCUGAGCAGAACCCGAAGGGGAGCCUUUGGCCUCACUUUGUCAGUUUGUAAAUAUUGGUGAGUGACGCUUUGCAACAAUGUGUUGAGGAAGAAAACAUUCAUGGUUAGAGUUGUGGCAGUAUUAUAGGUGAACUCAGGAUGGAAAAUGUUGAAGAUAAUUUGUUUAAAAAAGAGGUUAAUCAGCUAUUUGCUGGUCUCUUGGGGCAAGAAGUGGCUGAACACAGCAGCUGGGAGAAGCUGAAAUGUGCUCUUCCCAUGUUCUACCCAUCACCCCUUUGCAGAGGCAAGCCUUGAGCCAGAGCUGAUGUGGGAAUGGCACUUGGAAUCACCACUAGAUGUAACAGCAAUGAGAUCCAUUUACUUGCUGUGAUAAAUGGCAUUAAUAAAAUAAAGCCCCUAGAUCCCCUCUCCUAAUUUGCUGAGUUAAUGAACCAUCUCCUGCGCCCCAGGUUUUGGUCUCCUCCUGUUGAUUUCCCUGUAGUACUUCAUAUUUCCAAGGCAAAACGUUCUGCCUCGGCUUUCUGACCCACCCAUCUACAUAGCAGGGUAUCACGGUGCUGGGUCCUCACUGGGGGCUGUCCAAUUUCUUUCUUAGGGAAAGAGCCAUGGAGAAUGCCACUGCUGGAAAGGUGCUGUACUGUUGUGUGACCUCCGUGAUAUGGCUGCCCCUGUGAUAUGGUUGCCUGUGGAGUUUUAUUUCACGCUGAAGAAUCAAUGCUGUCCUGACUCAGGCAGGCCGUGGUACAAUGAGAGUUCACAAAGGCUUUAGUAUGAGUUCUGCUUGCUUAGUGCUGAAACGCUGCUCUUCCAUUUACCCUGUUCUUGGGGGGUGCCACAAAAUACACUGAUAAAGAUAAUGGAGGGAUGCUCGUAUGGUCACCAUAUCAUAAUAUUCCAGAUGCCAAGUUGGAUGAAUAUAUAGCAAUAGCAAAGGAAAAACAUGGAUACAAUGUGGAACAGGCUCUCGGCAUGUUGUUUUGGCAUAAACACAAUAUUGAGAAGUCCCUUGCGGAUCUCCCUAACUUCACUCCCUUCCCUGAUGAAUGGACAGUUGAAGACAAAGUCCUAUUUGAACAAGCAUUUAGCUUCCACGGAAAGAGCUUUCACAGGAUCCAGCAAAUGCUUCCAGACAAGACGAUUGCGAGCCUUGUAAAAUACUACUAUUCUUGGAAAAAAACUCGCUCGAGGACAAGUCUGAUGGAUCGACAGGCUCGAAAGCUUGCUAAUAGAAAUAAUCAAGGUGACAGUGACGAUGAUGUAGAAGAACCUCAUCCAAUGGAUGGAAAUGAUAGCGAUUAUGAUCCCAAAAAAGAAGCCAAAAAGGAGGUAACAGAUAACUUAAUGGGCAAUAAUGAGCAGCCUGUUCAGACCAGCAAGAUAGGGCUGGGUAGAAGAGAGUAUCAGAGCUUGCAGCAUCGCCACCAUUCUCAGCGUUCCAAAUGCCGUCCACCAAAAGGCAUGUACCUGACCCAGGAAGAUGUGAUAGCUGUUUCCUGUAGUCCCAAUGCAGCCAACACAAUUCUUAGACAGCUGGAUAUGGAACUAAUCUCAUUAAAGCGACAGGUUCAAAAUGCUAAGCAAGUAAACAGUGCACUUAAACAGAAAAUGGAAGGCGGGAUUGAAGAAUUCAAACCUCCUGAGUCUAAUCAGAAAAUCAAUGCCCGUUGGACCACAGAAGAGCAGCUUCUUGCAGUACAAGGUGUCCGCAAAUAUGGUAAAGAUUUUCAAGCUAUUGCAGAUGUAAUUGGCAACAAGACUGUUGGCCAAGUGAAGAACUUCUUUGUAAACUACAGGCGUCGGUUUAACUUAGAGGAGGUAUUGCAGGAAUGGGAAGCGGAACAAGGAACCCUGGCUUCUAAUGGUGAUGCUUCUGCUUUAGGGGAGGACACAAAAAAUACUUCUAAUGUGCCAUCAGGAAAGAGCACUGAUGAAGAAGAUGAGGCGCAAAGCACUCCGACCACUCAGUGUUUAGGCCCUUCACCUCCAGCGCAGGCAUCUGCUCCAGCUCCUACCGCUCCCUUGGCAACUUUAAAUCAGCCACCCCCGUUACUUCGUCCAGCGCUUCCUGCAGCUCCUGCUCUCCACCGUCAGCCUCCGCCGCUCCAACAACAGGCGCGAUUUAUUCAGCCAAGGCCCACUCUCAAUCAGCCUCCCCCACCGCUCAUCCGCCCAGCUAAUUCCAUGCCUCCCCGUCUGAACCCAAGGCCGGUGUUGACCACCGUUAGCGGCCAGCAGCCACCCUCACUGAUUGGAAUUCAGACAGAAUCCCAGUCCACUCUGCACUGAAGAAAUAAAGCAGAAUUAUGCUAACUCCUACAUCUGAAAGACUGCAUCAAGGUACUUUUCCUUUUCAAAAUAAAGAAGCAGAAAAAAAGCGAGCCUUCACAGGUAGCAGACCAGUCUUACAGAGGAGCAAGGUAAUAACCAGUACUGGAACCACGUGAAUGACCACCUGUGUAAAAAUAUUUUUUGUAGAAGACUUGUACAGAAGAACAAUGCCUACAAUACACAGCCCUCCUCUAUGUGAAUAACUGUCGAAGGAAGCUAAAUUCAUACAUGAGUCGAUUUUCAACACACCAGGAUUUCAUUUAACUGAUUUUUUUACUCUAUUUAUUUUAUUAUGGUUCUUUGUAGUCGAGCAUCUAACUACAAGAAAGUAGGCUGGCAAAUCUAGGAAUAAGUAAUAUUGUAGGAGACUUAAAUGUAGUGGUUUUCUGUGUGUAAUUUUUAUUUUAUUUUUUACUUUUUAGUGGAGAAAAAAAAAUAAACCUAAUGGCCUUAGGUUCAGAAUUUUUGGCCCUGCUUAGAUAUCUGUAGAAGCAUUUCUUGCAAUUGUAAAAGGUAGAUGAUUCUUCUCUUAAUGUUUUUUCCCAGAAUGUUUUUUCUUGUUUAAAAAAGGUACUUUCUUAUUGAAUAGUCCUCUUCCAGUGUGUUAUGAAAACUCAGUGAGCUAUUGUACCAAACAUACUAAACAUCACAUGUGUUCUAGUCAUAGAAGCUGUCUGGAAACAGGAGUCCAGUUUCCUGCUGCACUCUCCCUUGUAGGCUGGGCUGGGGAGAGGCAGCAACUGCCAGCACCCAGGGGGAUGACAGCAGAGGAACUGCUUAGCAAGAACCAUCCGUUUAAUUAGUUCUUCUGCUGACCCUUCUAAUCUAAGUACAGCAGAAUUUCAGUCCUCUGAGAACAUCUUGCUCACCGUUGGUAUUCGCGAGAUCAUUGAUAUCUUGCCUAGGAUGUAUGAUGGAUGUACAGAGGCUGAGGGUGGUAGGAGAGUAACGUAGCAAUAGGGCUCUCUGCUGCCUGCCUGCCCGGUGUUAAAUGUCUGAUUUCUGCUAUCGCUGGCAGAUCUGCGGGCUGGGUUUACGGCUAUCAUGGUUUGUUUUGUUUUAUUCACUAGCAAAACCUGCAUUUGGGUAUCAAUUAUGGCUGCCCCAUUUUAGGAGAAUAAAAGAUUGGGGUUUAUUUUCCAUGGUACUUACUACUACAUUUUUCUUGUCUAAAACCCUGAUUCAUGCCCAGCAGUAGUUCUUUUGGUGGUUUGUUUUUAAAGCAAACGCCUCUCCCUUCCAAGUAAACCAGGCUUCAAUUUUCAGUACCAGCAUUUGAAACUAUGAUCUGAGUCAAGCUAUUGAAAAACAUUGCAUUGCUAACUGCCAUGCUGCUCUAGAAAAUUAUUUGUUUAUACCUGGUGUUUAAAGUCCUUUUAAAUCCAUUGUGUUACUAGCUUGAUUUGCCCAUGACUCAGAUGAAACUACAUUUGAAAAUGGAAUGUGCUCUCCCUCAUUCUUUCUGCAGAUAAUGUGGUGGUUUGACCACCAGUUAGCAGUUGGCUAAGACUUUUCAUUUAUGCAAAGGAAAGUUCUUACAGCACCAGAUCCUAUUACCUUUGUAAAUCUAGUAUUAGGGAUUUAUAUUUGUGACCUGAAUUGCAAUUAAAGCGUUCACCUUUAUGGUUAAGCUCACAAAUAUUUUCAGAUCAAACUCAAUUUUCUUUCCGUACAGCUUUCAGCAGUGCACUGGUGUCUCAUACAAGGGGUCCUUCUUAGGAAUUUUCUUCUGCAUCAGAGUAGGUUCUUAGCCACUAUGUGAGCAUCAGAUGACCUCUCUCCCGAGAAAAGCAGCACUGUAACAAAGUGCUGAGGAACGUGUGAUCGCUGAAUCGUUUGUUCUGGAAGUCCUUAGUGUCCCUCAACAGCCAUGUACGGAUCUGGCUGCUCCCAGACGGGUUUUUAAAACUGAUAGGAAAUCCAUUUCCACAUCCAUACGUAUCUCAGUUGUUAGCAGGGAUAGGGCACAUCUCCAGUACUUCUCACUUUUCUUUUUUUUUUAAGCAUUGAGUCUCCCAGGUGUGUGUAUUGUACCUUUGCUAAUUUUUGUCUUGUCUCGUCAAUAGACUUCAGUAUGCAGAAUGUUGGGUGUUGCAGUAGAGUUGGCCGCCACCAACUGCUAUAAAACUGUUCAGUACAUUGUAAUUCAGUUUAAUCUUGUUUAAAUAUUCUAUAACUGGGCAAAGGUGCUGUAUUUGAAGGGGGUGGGAGGGGCAGAGAUGGGUAGUAUUUCUUCCUUUACAAACACUGUAGCACACAGUAGGGAUUUCCUAGCGUUUGUAGUACUAAAUAAGUAUGUACAUAGCAAAAUGUCUUUAUUGUGUGCUUUGCAGAGUAUGUGCAUACAGUUUGCACGUCCUGUUUUUGGGGGUAGGGUUUGUUUUAAGCAGUGUUUGCCUGGAGAGUGAUAUGCUUGCUGCUUAAUCAAAGGAUUAAAGUUUCAAAGAAAUCUGUGUCUUCUAUUUUUAUGUACCUGGUAAUAGUCUAAUAUGUUAGGGCCCUUAUACUGUGAUUCUCUUCUAAAUUCAUUUCUAUUUUUUUAAGAAUUAGAAAUAAAAUUAUACAAUGGUGUUGAUUUCGGUGGGGAAUUUCUUUUGCCAUAUCUCGUCUCCUGUUUUUGUAAUGUAGUAAUGAACUCUGACUUCAAGGUUGGCUUAAUUUUGUCACUUUAAAAAAUGUAAAAUGUUUGCACACUAAAGUUCGGCUGAGAACGUGUAUCCGACAUUGUUCAAAGCUAAUGUAACUCUACAGCUUUUUGUACAGUUUAUUUUAGUUAAUAAAGCAAAACGGUACUAAAACUGACAGGUUCUACAACUGCAAGGCAUAAUUUGAACUACGUCGUCUGAGGAACAGCGCUUGCAAAGUAUGGAUGUACAAAAAUAUCAGAUCUAAUUGUUGCACUUUAAAUCAGAAUGGGUAUGGAGUGAAGCAGGUAUUCCUGCAUUAAUAAAAUCAAUCACUAAACAUUGCA
Centrocercus urophasianus (Greater sage-grouse) is the source of this 6304-nucleotide messenger RNA. RefSeq names its product REST corepressor 3 (gene RCOR3). Lineage: Eukaryota; Metazoa; Chordata; Aves; Galliformes; Phasianidae. Gene Ontology annotation, biological process: negative regulation of DNA-templated transcription; regulation of transcription by RNA polymerase II. The transcript is spliced from 12 exons. The record is from RefSeq and is a predicted model, not a curated record. Gene Ontology annotation, molecular function: transcription corepressor activity. The coding region runs from base 1870 to 3291 and encodes 473 amino acids. Gene Ontology annotation, cellular component: transcription regulator complex; histone deacetylase complex.